Zingiber officinale is the source of this 1596-nucleotide messenger RNA. RefSeq names its product putative disease resistance protein At3g15700. NCBI's taxonomy places the organism in Eukaryota, Viridiplantae, Streptophyta, Magnoliopsida, Zingiberales, Zingiberaceae. The coding region runs from base 100 to 1452 and encodes 450 amino acids. Gene Ontology annotation, molecular function: ATP hydrolysis activity; ADP binding. The record is from RefSeq and is a predicted model, not a curated record. The transcript is spliced from 2 exons.
CUUAAUUUAUUCUGCCAUCUGCCAACUCUGCCAUCUCCCCCCUGCCGAACUCUUACCAAUAUUGCUAGUCAACAAGGUGGAGCUUCUCCUCGAUCGUCCAUGGCGUUCAUCAAACUAAAUCUCAACGUAGACGUCAACAGUUGCCUGAGCGGGCUCAAGGCGACGCUGCGGCUGGGCAGGCCAAAAUCUGGCAUCGAGAAGUUGAAAAAGGAGAUAAAAAAUUUGAGAGACAAAAGGGAUGACAUCAAGAACCGGAUCGACCAGGCCGAGCUCGAGGGGAAAAUUCCGACCAACCAAGUGAGCCAGUGGCUACUGGACGUGGAGACGUUGGAAAGCCAAGUGGCUGCUAUCGAGCAGGAUUUCCAAAGCACCAGUUGCUUCAGUUGCCAUUGCUUCAAUCAAACUCAAACUCAAACUGGUGGCACGAGUCAAACACAGCAAGCAGGAGAUCAGGUUCCUAUGAGAGAGUCAUCAAACUGCUGCUCCAUCAUCCUAAGAGUGGCCAAGAAGCUCGGCGAGGUUAAAGAAUUGAUGGACCGAGCUGAUAGACUGGAUCCGGUUGCCACAGUUAGGCCUUCGGAACCCACCGUGAUGAUCCCCAUCUCACACCGAUCGCCCGUUGGGAUCGAGUCGUAUGAGGAGGACAUUGUGGGCUACGUCGAUGGUGGAAAAGGCGACAUCAUAGGCAUCUACGGAAUGGGCGGUGUCGGUAAGACCACCAUGUUGACGAGGAUCCAGCAACACUAUCUUCUCAAGCAUACCAUAUUUGAUCGUGUGAUUUGGGUUGUGGCCUCCAAAGACUGCCAAUUGAAAAGGCUCCAGAUGGAUAUUGCUAAGAGUCUAGGACUGAAGACACUGCAGGAGAGUGACGAUGAACGAACCUGUGGUGAUAAGCUCUUUACCUUUUUGAAGAGCAGGAACUGCUUGCUGCUUCUAGAUGACAUUUGGGAACACCUAGAUCUUCAACUGUUGGGUAUGGCACACUCGGCUACUACUGAAAGAGGCCAGCAGCAGCAGCCACGCAAAACCGUGGUGUUCACAACCCGUAGCGAGGCAGUAUGUGUACAAAUGAAAGCAGAAAAGAAGAUCAAAGUCAAAUGCCUGGAUCCAGUUCAAGCAUGGCGGCUCUUUGAGGAGAACAGCGAGAAGGAUGUUCUCAACUCAGAUGCUGGAAUUAAGUUCGUUGCUGAAAAACUUGCUAAAGAAUGUGCAGGUCUUCCGCUCGCUCUUAUCACCAUCGCCCGGGCCAUGUCAGGGAAAAAGUCUUGGGAAGCUUGGGAUGCCGCUCUCCGUCAAAUAAGGGAUGAACAUCAGUGGAAAACCGUAUGUCUUCCUGAAGAUUCAGUCGUCAUGUAUAAAGCCUUCAAGAUGAGCUACGACAGUUUAGAGAAUGCCUCUUAUGCUGCGCUUUGUGGCCUGAAGAUUAUGAUAUCUAUAAAUUCUAUGAUUUGAUACCAUGUUGGAUAGGUUGUGGCAUAAUACGUGAAUUUAAUGUGAUCAAUGAAGCUUUCGCCAAAGGAUGCUCUCAUUUGGAAGCUCUCAUGGCGGCAUCCUUGCUAGAGCAAUCUAGUGUCAUAGAGUUUCCUUAUAGGGACA